CUAAGGCGAACACUUUAUCGCAUCUUCAACCCCCAGGCGGCGUAGGUUCCAAGAGGCGCGCCUUAUACGACGCUUUUUGACGCCUUUUGCGCCUCUGAAUGGAUGUCUCUCUAGUCUUCUUCCUUAUUCCUUCUUCUCCCUUCUUCCUUCUGCGUUUGCUUUGCUUCCGAGUUCCCACAUCUGCUGUCCCGUUUCUUCUGCUACUUUCUUCCGCUACUUUCUCGCGUCGCAGGACUCACAGAGUAGUCGCAGGUAGGUAUUAAUUCAGCAUUCAAAGGCAUGAGGCGGUAUAUCCCACAUGUCAAAGGUAGGUAUUAAUUCAGCAUUCAAACGCCUCACGCCUCGGUAUAUAUCCCACACCCGAAAACUCAAGAGAUUUUCACCUCUUAUAAAGGGAACCCUCUUUGACCUCUUUGAAGGAGUUAAAUUCUUACGGGGAGAGCUCUUUCGCGCGCAGGGUGCCGAUCAAAUCUCGAAAACGGAGAAGAAAAACCGCGACUCGUGUGCGCGGGCGACCUGCAGACAUGAAUGUCGUCCGAAAAUCUAUCAUUCAAAGGCUGUAGCAGGGAGAUGAAAUUUAGUAAGCAGAAACCCGAAAUCGCAAUAGAGGAGAGCAAUGGACCUCCCCCAAGAUUGCCCACUUCAGUUAUGCAUUCUGUUUUCUCACAUUUCCAGUCAAAAAUUGGAAAGCCCCUACAGGUUAAUUUUGAAAGAUUAAAAAGGGGCGGAGAUGAAUUAAUGACUUCACUUGUAAGAAAAAAUGAGGCAUCUCUGGUCUUAGAUAUUGAUCUUGAGAACCAAAUGCAACCUUGGAAAGAGAAUCCUGUCUGGACUGAUCAUCCUCCAGAUAUAAAGGUGACCAUACCUGAAGGUUCACUGUGCAAGAUGAACGUGAAAGUGGAUGUUGGAUUGCCACCAGAUGCAGUUUACAACAUUGUAACUGACCCUGAGAAUAAGAAAGUUUUCAAGAAUAUUCAGAGUGUCGUAUCAAGGAAGGUGUUGGUUGAUGAAGGGUCAAGGCAGGUUGUGGAACUGGAACAAGCUGCUUUGUGGAGAUUCCUUUGGUGGUCAGGGACGAUAUCAGUGCAUGUCUUAGUAGACCAGAAUAGAGAGGAUCACACGAUGAAGUUCAAACAAGUAAAAACUGGUUUCAUGAAAAAAUUUGAAGGUUGUUGGAGAGUUGAACCCCUUCUUGUUGAUGAAAAUGUAUGUCAUCCAUUAAGACCUAAGAACUUGGCUGAUUAUGUUUCGUGCACAAAAGGAAAAGGAAGGGUUGGAUCAAGAUUAAGUUUGGAGCAGCUUAUCCAGCCUGCUCUUGUUCCGCCCCCACCCAUUUCUUGGUACAUUAGAGGAAUCACAACCAAGACUACAGAGAUGAUUAUAAAUGACUUGCUAGCCGAAACAGCCCGGAUUCGAAGCGCAUCUAGCAUGGAGAAUUCAAGAGGUUCCGUGGUAUCGUCCAAUGAGAGGUCUGGUGAAUCACAAUUUGAAAAUUUAGGCAAUGUAAAGGAGAGAUGGGCAUCAAGAAGAAAAAAAGCAAGGAAAUGUGGUAGAAGACUGUCUUUCAAAGAUUCUACCAAUAAGUGAUGCAUGCUUGAUCGAACUUCUUAAGCCAUUCUUUUUGUAACGAGCCAGCAAAAUGUUUCUUUGCAUGUGGGGUCUCAAAGAUGGAAACCUCUUGUAUACAAAAUCGAUGUGUGUAACAUUAGGCCAUGAGACUGUAGACAUCUAAAGUUAGUAGGUCAUUUGUUCAUAAAUCAAUUGGGCCUUCAAGAUAUUGUCAUUGAGCCUCAUUUUGUCCUAUUGGGCCUCUUACGAAUCUAUUAGGCCAACGUUCUACUAGACUGUUUGUCAAUGUUAUUUGUCUUAACAAAAGGAAAAUAUUAAUAUGGAUUUGUUCGGAUAAAAUUUAGUAAUUAAGUUAAUUUGGG
Molecule: messenger RNA, 1931 nt
Organism: Cuscuta europaea
Lineage: Eukaryota; Viridiplantae; Streptophyta; Magnoliopsida; Solanales; Convolvulaceae
Source: the annotation of a GenBank genome assembly